AUGCGUCUCACUGCUAGCGAACUUCGCCAUGCCAAGAUACCCUUCAAGGUCAUCACGGACAGCAUGGCAGCUUGGACUAUGAAAACACACAAAAUUGACGCUGUGCUCACUGGCGCUGACCAGGUAGCUCUCAACGGAGACACGGCGAAUAAGAUUGGUACUUACAUGCUGGCUGUGCUUGCUAAGCAUCACAAUAUUCCAUUCUAUCCUGUGGUAAGCAACUUUGCUUUUUUAUGCGAUGUGCUGAUGCUAACUAUAACACAUGCGCACUGUUACUGCAUGCCGUCGCUUGCAGUAUUAUUGGAUAGCUAGAG
Cylicostephanus goldi is the source of this 314-nucleotide messenger RNA. The record is from the annotation of a GenBank genome assembly. Lineage: Eukaryota; Metazoa; Nematoda; Chromadorea; Rhabditida; Strongylidae.